CUGGCCCGCAGCGCUUGGCUCUCACUUCAGUACCAAGAUCUGCGAGCAGGAGACUAUGGCCAAGGCGGUGUGCACUCUCUACGGCGACGACGCGACCGUGUACGGCUCGCUUGUGAUCACUCAGGCGCACGAGGACGCCAAGACCGUCGUCACGGGCGAACUCAAGGGUCUCUCGCCCGGCAAGCACGCGCUGCACGUGAACGCUUUCGGUGACGUGUCGCAGUCGUCGGGCGCUGCGCUGGGCGGCGUGUUCAACCCCUUCGGCAAGAACCACGGCGCCCCUGAGGACGCUGAGCGCUGCGCUGGCUCGCUGGGCAACGUGGAAGUGGGCGAGGAUGGCAACGUCAAGGUUCAUGUGGAGGACAAAUUGGUGAAGCUUAUCGGCCCCCACUCGAUCAUCGGCCGCAGUAUUGUGGUGCACGACGGUGAAGACGACCUAGGAAAGGGUGGCCACGAACUUUCGCUGCAGAACGGCAACGCUGGCGCAAUCAAGGCUUAUGGCGUCGUGGGCAUCUCCAGCUAGACGGUUGCAGCCAGAAUAAAACAGGGCUGGCUGAUGCUGUACCGACGUGUUGAGGUUAUAAAAUAGGUAACACGGCGGAAUGCAGGCAAUUUUUUCGCCUCUGGGCGACGUGUU
Messenger RNA from Phytophthora infestans T30-4, 637 nucleotides. Its product is annotated as superoxide dismutase 2. The transcript has a single exon. The coding region runs from base 56 to 523 and encodes 155 amino acids. NCBI's taxonomy places the organism in Eukaryota, Oomycota, Peronosporomycetes, Peronosporales, Peronosporaceae. The record is from RefSeq and is a predicted model, not a curated record. Gene Ontology annotation, molecular function: superoxide dismutase activity; copper ion binding. Gene Ontology annotation, biological process: removal of superoxide radicals.